CCAUAUGGUCCACUAAAAUAAUGGGAUUCAUUUCCUAUUACAGCUCACCCCAUCAUGUUUUAUUCCUUACUUUUUGAAAAUAAUAUUUAAAAGCAUUAAAAAUACUUGAUCUUAGCCAUAAUUUUAAUUGAGUUUAAUAGAAUCAUUAACUGCAAUUAUUAAUAGAAGACCACUGACACUAUGACAGUGCAUGUUAAAAACUAAACAUUAUAGUAUUAUAUAUUAUUUUAAAAGCCUAUUAAAACCUGAGGUUUUAGAAUUUGUAUUUGAACAGUUCAGAUAAGAUUUCAUUCUUUAAAAAAAAAAAAAAAAAACAACAUAAUUUACUGAACUGCCAGUUUAUUAGGUUCUUUGAUAUAAAAACUAAAUCAAAACCACAGCAAGGAUCAAAAAAAAAGUGUGAAGAGGGGCCACAGUCAGGUAUCUACCGCUGUCUGCUUUCUAGUGUAGACCGUAUGUGGAAAAUUCUGUGAUGUCAGAGUUUCACGUCAUAAAUAUUUUGCACAAAGUGCCAUGUGCUCAGUUUGACCAUCUGACAGUGUGGCAAGAGGAGACAUGUUAUACACAGACCUCAGACUGAAGAUGAUGAUGCUGAUGUGGAUUACAGCGAUGCUUUUUAAUAAAAUUGCAGAUUCUACACAGAGCGAGGGCGUCAAUCAACCGAACACAAUGAUCACUGCUCAUGUGGGUGAGAACGUGACUCUGCACUGCUUUCGACUGGGAGAGGAAAAUACCCAUUCCAUCGUCUGGUACAAACAAAAAGUCGGACAUGAACCUCAUGUAAUGGUCUCAGUUCAGCAUGAACCCAGUUAUGAGAAAGAAUUCAAUCCACCAAAAUUCAGUAUUGAGAAAGAAAUAAAAGAAAAAGGCUUCCAUUUGAAAAUUGCUAAUGUGGAACCAUCAGAUGAAGCCGUGUACUACUGUGGAUAUAGAAAAUUUUUUAUAAGGUUUGGAAAGGGAACAUUUUUAGCAGUGAAAGGUGAUGGAGAUGUAAAAGUGUCAGUGUUCCAGAGUGGCGUGUCGGACUUGGUUCCUGCAGGAGCGUCAGUGACUCUGCAGUGCUCGGUUCUCUCUGAGAGCAGAUCAGCAGAACUCCAAGUGCUCUGGUUCGUAGCUGCUCCACCACAAUCCCAUCCUCAAAUCAUUUACACUCAUCACAACCGCAGCCAUCAGUGUGAGAGCGGCUCUUCUACACACACCUGUGUGUACAACUUCUCCAAGAACAUCCUCAGCCUCAGUGAUACUGGAACUUACUACUGCGCUGUGGCCGUGUGUGGGAAGAUCAUUUUUGGGAACGGGACACGAGUACAGUUGGAGAGAUCUGUGGAUCCUGUAGUGAUCUACCUCGCUGUAGCUUUGGGAGUGUGUGUGGUCGUGAUCUUUGCUUUGAUCUUUGUCAUAACCUGUGGACGGAGACACUUUGAACAACGCAGGGUGAGAUGCAUACAAGGUUCUGUGACGGAAAAGACCCUCAAUCAGGACUGUGACAAUGUGGAGCUGAAUUACGCUGCCUUACAUUUCAAUGAGAGGAGAGCCAAAAGCGGACGAGUGAAGAAACAACAACCUCAAGACAUUAUAUAUUCUGAUGUGCAAGGUCUUUCUGUAACGUAGAUUUGAUCUCUAAUCUGAUUCAGUGUCAUUAGUUCUGUUAUCAGUUUCAUUUGUGUUUUUAUUAAUGAUUGUUCAGGUUGAAUUUAAACUAGAAGUCUCAAAAUCACUGAAACCCUGGAACACUGGAUCUGUCAAGGAGUGACAUGAGAAAGCAGUUUCAGUUAGGUUAGGUUCAACUUAAGAUAUUGGUUGUUUUUUGUUUGUUUGUUUGUUUUUUAAAUUAAAGGCAGUUACCCUGCCUUAUGGAUUGCUAUGAAUAUUAGAUUCAAAAAGUUAGAAAAUGUUUUUUUUUCCAGGAGCCCUCAGGUUUGUUUUCAGUGUUUCUGAAGGCAUAGCAUUAGGAUUCAGAAUAAAAUAAAUUUUAAUCCUUCUUAUUUAGGCCACGUCUACUUCCUGUAUGAGAACUGAACACAGAUACCGAUACUAUCUAGUGACUAUUAAUCUGGAAACCUAAUGUAUAUUUUUUCAUUGUCAUUGUUGUUGAAACCUUGUUUUUUCAAGUUUAUUAUUCAAAUAAGUUUUACUAAAAUAUUAGUAGCAAUUUUACUUUAUAUAUUUUCUUUACUUACUUUCUUGCCCAACAUUCUGGGUUUUUUUUUUUUUUCGGUGUUCUUUGAUGUAUUAUUAUUAUUAUUAAUUAAACAUACACUAUACGGCCAAAGGUCUGUGGACACCUGACCACACCUAUAUGUGAUUCUUCCCCAAACUGUUGCAACAAAGUUGAAAGCACACAAUUGUAAAGAAUUUCUUGGUAUGCUAUAACAUUACAUUUCCCUUCACUGGAAUCAAGGGCCCAAAUCUGUUCCAGCAUGAUGGCCCUGUGUACAAAGUGAGCUCCAUGAGACAUGAUUUGUGAAGGUAGGAGAGGAACAACUCAAAAGGCCUACACAGAACUGUAACUUCAACCUCACUGAACACCUUUGAGAUGAACUGGAACACCGACUGCACCCCAGGCCUCCUCACUUGACAUCAGUCUUGACCUCACUAAUGCUUUUGUAGGUGAAUGGACCCACAUCCCAACAGCCAAGUUCCAAAAUCUUGGGAAUGAAUGUUGAUAGCUGCUAUCAUGCAAAUAAUAGCAGGAACUAACUUAUUUUUGCAAACAUUCCACAACAUUAAUUGUAAUUAUAAAUGGUUAAAAAUCAU
Molecule: messenger RNA, 2757 nt
Organism: Ictalurus furcatus (blue catfish)
Lineage: Eukaryota; Metazoa; Chordata; Actinopteri; Siluriformes; Ictaluridae
Exons: 6
Coding region: 556-1611 (351 amino acids)
Biological process (GO): response to bacterium
Source: RefSeq, a predicted model, not a curated record